CUGCCAUGUUUGAGACUGAGCAUCAAAUUCGACAAGGAAGGAAGUUGACGACGAGCUGCGCGUACGAGUACAGAAUUGCCUCGGAUUCGGACGUCAAGCUUCAAUUGCUUCUAGGACCCUGGAACCCGGACUUCUCCUCACCCGAGACUCAGGGCAGCGACAGCAGCAGAAGGUGAAUAUGAAGACUGCAACACUACUUCUACAUCCAGACAGACCCAAAAUACAUACUCGGUGAUGUCCUCACCAUCCACGACGUCGGUUCCGACACUCAAGGCACAAGGAAAGUCGAUACAAUUCAGGACAAGCUCCUCCAAGCCUUUCCCGGCUUAUCAUGGAUCCAGUCCAGGACUAUGGGAGUCCGGGAGGCGCACCGUCGGCAGGCUGGGCAAAAGCUUUGCCUGCCGUCCACACGAUUGGAUGUUUUUUUGUUUUCCCAUGGUCAGAGAAAAGAAAACGCAACACGUCGAUAUUUGCUAGCCCCAGAUGGGCCUUCGGAGCUGAUGGUCUACCUGCUCAUUUACCCACCUUUCAUCUGGCCAAACGUGGCUAACAUGCCCCUGCAAGGAAAAGAUCGAUCAAAUAAUCUUGCUCCGAUUGCAUUGCACGAGACGACCCAUGUCCACAGCUGGAAAACCUCCUCCUUUCCCAUUCCUCGGCUACUGCUUACCCACGAGCCUCGUGACCUCCACCGAUCUGCUUCUCACCUCUUUUCUUUUGCUGUUGUUCCUCUUUGCUUUUUAUCUCCAUCUUACUCCCCCAUCUUUUACCAAAAGUUCAAUACCCCGACCGGAGGAAAUUCUGCCUCUGUUUGGUAAUGAGCUAGACGCGAAUAUCUAGGACUAGAUCCCGCAACAAGAAGAUUAAUCCUUUCUACACACUGCUCAUGUCGACGCAUUUUCUCUGAGCUCUACCUUGCAGCUUCUUGCUUCCAGUCACGCGACCAAAGUCGAUUGCAGCAUCUCUCCUCAACCCCCCCAAAGCACCAUGGCGCGCACCAAGGGCGAUACCGAUAGCAACACGUUAGCCCUACUCGGCAAGAAAGAAGUGCUGAAGCGACGUUUCGGAUUCUGGUCACUUUUCGGUUUCGCCGUGUGCGAGUUGAUCACCUGGGAGACGGUACUUGCCUUGUUCAGCCAGGGCUUCAACAAUGGUGGACCAGCGGGACUGGUGUAUGGCUUCAUCAUAGCCUGGUCCUCAACCUUGUCUGUAUAUACCGUGAUUUCUGAGCUCGCAUCCAUGGCGCCCAUCGCUGCCGGCCAGUAUUAUUGGGUGUACAUCCUGGCUCCCGAACGGUACAAGGUAUUUUGCAGCUACAUAAUUGGUUGGCUCACAUCCCUGGCGUGGGUAGCCACCGUUGCGACCGAGACCAUCUUCGCCGGUACUAUGCUCCAGGGCCUUAUAAUCCUUGAUCAUGAAAAUGAUUACGACCCAAAGCGAUGGCAGGGAACACUACUUGCCUGGUUGGUGAUCGUUGUAGCCAUCUUCGUCAACGUUGUCAUCCCAGGAGCACUACCAAAAUUCGAGAUCUUCAUCAUCGUCUUCCACAUUGCCGGUUUCAUUGCAAUUGUGUCGGUCCUGUGGGUUUAUUCCCCUCACAACUCGGCGCACUUUGUCUUCACCACGGCUUUGAACGAAGGCGGUUGGCCAACACAAGGACUGUCCUACUGCGUCGGUUUUCUGGGCAACGUGGCCACGUUUGUCGGGGCGGAUGCCUCCGUACACAUGGCAGAGGAGGUUGCCAACGCGCCCUUGAAUAUCCCCCGAGCCAUUGUGGGCGCAAUGCUCAUCAACGGCGCCGUAGGCUUCACCAUGAUGCUGACGUUGCUCUUCUGUCUGGGUGAUGUGGACUCGGUGCUUAACACUGCGACGGGUUACCCCUUCAUGCAGAUCUUCAAAGACAGCGUCAACAGCACCGCCGGUGCAACGGCGAUGGGCGCCAUUGUCCUUGCACUGACAUGGGCCUGCGCAACCGGUAUCAUCACAACUGCUAGCCGUAUGACUUGGUCCUUUUCCCGUGACAAAGGUACGCCAUUCAGCUCCGUCGUCAGCUACGUUUCGAAGACUCGCAGAAUCCCGACUGUUGCUGUGCUCGUGGUCACCGGCAUAGCCGCGCUCCUUACUCUGAUCUACAUCGGCUCCGACACCGCCUUCAACGAUGUCAUCUCGCUCACCAUAACGGGUUUCUACAGCUCUUAUUUCCUCCCUGCCGCGUUCCUCCUGUACAACCGUGUCAAAGGUCGUAUACAGCCACACAAUCAGCAAACCCCAGGUCUUCCCGUCGAGUCAGACGACAUGAGCGAUGACAAUGCCGUCAAAGUUCCAAUCUCUAACGGGGAUAGUAUCUCCAGCGUCCCGAGGAAGAACGAAGCUGCUGGAGCCGACGACGACGAUAUCAAGAAGACUGCAUAUACUGACGCCGAGUCAUCUACGUACCCUCCAGCGGUGAAUCAGGAUCGCCGCUUUUCCAUCGCCGAGGCCCCGUUGGUCUGGGGCCCUUUCCACCUUCCCGGCUGGUUCGGCAUCAUCAACAAUGCCUAUGCGUGCUUGUACAUGAUCUUUGUAAUCUUCUGGAGUGUGUGGCCCCCUGCGACGCCCGUGAAUUACCAGACGAUGAACUACUCGGUUGUGGUGACGGGCGGGGUCAUCAUUUUCAGCGUUAUUUGGUAUUACAUUCGCGGUCACAAGGAGUACAAAGGACCCAUCGUUGAUGACGAGGUUGCGGCGAUUGUGGUGCGGAGGGGAAGCGUAGGCGGUGUUUGAUCUGCCCAGUAUCUUUAUCUUCGGGAGUACUCGCAUCGCAGUGCGACUCGGUUCCUGCCUUUGCAUGUCAUGUCACGUAUUGCGUAUCUACGGGAUAGGUGACUUGAGAGAGUUCUCGAAGCCAGGUCAAAUGCGAGUACAUUGCAAUGACGCGAAGAUGAUGGCAGAAUGUUUCUUUUGGACAGUCCGAAAAUCUGCCGUAUUAAGUGAUGGAUGUUCAAGAGGAUGAUUCGCACACUUGGAUCCCCGCCUGCGACAAACGCUGAAAUCCAAAAUGCCAAUGGCCAAGUAAAUAUAUACUCGGAACGAGAAUUUCC
This is a messenger RNA of Exophiala oligosperma, 3077 nucleotides long. RefSeq lists its product as uncharacterized. Gene Ontology annotation, biological process: transmembrane transport. Gene Ontology annotation, cellular component: membrane. NCBI's taxonomy places the organism in Eukaryota, Fungi, Ascomycota, Eurotiomycetes, Chaetothyriales, Herpotrichiellaceae. Bases 985 to 2760 code for a protein of 591 amino acids. Gene Ontology annotation, molecular function: transmembrane transporter activity. The record is from RefSeq and is a predicted model, not a curated record. The transcript has 2 exons.